Molecule: messenger RNA, 1554 nt
Organism: Olea europaea var. sylvestris
Lineage: Eukaryota; Viridiplantae; Streptophyta; Magnoliopsida; Lamiales; Oleaceae
Exons: 2
Molecular function (GO): acetylglucosaminyltransferase activity
Source: RefSeq, a predicted model, not a curated record
GUCCGGCAUUUAGCUGGUAUCUACCAUCGGCGCACGACACGUGUCGGAUCCAUUAGGGUGAUCGAGACGGGUCGUGUCACAGAGAGUGUUGAGCAAGAUGUUGAACAUUCUUACGCCAUGGCUUAUGGAGGCGGUGGUUUUGCUAUUAGUUACCCUCUGGCGGCAGAGCUUGUUAGGGUUUUGGAUGGGUGCAUUGAUCGGUACGCAUCAUUCUACGGCUCUGAUAAAAAGAUUGGGGCUUGCAUGAGUGAGAUCGGUGUUCCUCUUACCAAAGAGCUUGGAUUUCAUCAGUUUGAUAUAAGAGGAAAUCUGUACGGAUUACUAGCUGCACAUCCAUUGGCACCAUUGGUAUCAUUGCACCAUCUAGACUAUGUCCAGCCCUUGUUUCCAGGCAUGAGCCGGAUAGACUCAGUCAAGAAACUUGUCGAGGCUUACAAGAAAGAUCCCAGUCGGGCGGUACAACUCUGUUUCUGCUAUGACCUUAGUCGAAAUUGGUCAAUUUCUAUUUCUUGGGGCUACACCGUGCAAUUGUACCCGACCUUAGUGACGGCAAAAGAUUUGAGCACGCCAUUGCAGUCGUUCUUAACAUGGGGGUCUUGGGGUGAGGAACCGUUCACAUUUAAUACUCGGGCUAUGAACUUGGAACCGUGUCGAAGACCAGUUAUCUACUAUUACGACGGAGUGGACAACCUUGGAAAUGGACAGACCUUAACAUCGUACAGGAGGCCUGUUUCUGAGAUGAGGAGGAAACAAUGUGAUAACAAAGGUUAUGCCUCUGCUUAUGCAAUAAAGAUGUUCAAUGUCACUACAGAAGUCUUCGAUCCUGAACUAUGGAAGAAGGUGAGUUUAAUUUUUCUUAUUUCCUACUAGUUAAUAGUUUGUUCAAAUGUUACAUAAAGCAGGCAACGAAAAAGGAAUUUUUUUUUUUUUUUUCGAAUGAAAACUAGAAUGCGUUUAUUCUUAGCCUUCCUUGACCGGGAGCCUUUGAAAACCACUCAAGCUCAUGGUUUCCCUUCAAAUAUCAGCCAACAUUUCAUUUGCCUCAUCCUCCAUUUUCAUAUUGCUGGUGAGAGUCUUUGCAAACCUACCAUGUGCGUCGUCUCCUCCCAAACAACCAACAGUUCUAUUCUUUGCUCAUGUUUUGUUGUAACUUAAAAAGUAGAUAAGAAAUUAAGUCAAAAACAACAAUUAAAUUAUCUGUACAUUUCAUAGAUCCCACAAAUUUUAUCAAUUUUUUAACCACAUAUAUCGUCAAUUUUUAUCAAAAUAUACUAAAAAUUUUAUUUUUAACUACGCCAAACAUGGGUUUUAUGUUGAAACGAGAUGUAAAUGAAUAUUCCAUCUCCACUAGUAGACUUUUAGAUUAGACAUAUAGCCCGUGUUUGGUUCAAAUAAAAAAAUCAUAUUUUUAAAGGUGCUGUGUGACACGCUUGUGUACACUUCCUUCACAAAAUGGGGCCCGCGCCCCUUCCUUCUCAUGGAGGAGAGUGUAUACAAGCAUGUAAAAAUAACAAAUUUCUAUUUUUAAUAGAUUUUAAUAAAAAUUGAUUAAAU